This is a messenger RNA of Trichoderma asperellum CBS 433.97, 3123 nucleotides long. RefSeq lists its product as uncharacterized. Gene Ontology annotation, biological process: protein import into nucleus. Gene Ontology annotation, cellular component: nuclear envelope; cytosol. The record is from RefSeq and is a predicted model, not a curated record. Lineage: Eukaryota; Fungi; Ascomycota; Sordariomycetes; Hypocreales; Hypocreaceae. Gene Ontology annotation, molecular function: small GTPase binding.
AUGAGUUUCGCAAUCGAAGUACCAGGCGACGCGGCUCCGCUGUCUCUAGAGGAGCUGUGCCGCACGCUGCACGCAGCAACCACUGCUUCAGAUCACGUCCAACGACAGGCUGCCGGCCAGCAGCUCACUACCUGGGAAUCACAGCCUGGCUAUUAUUCUUCGUUACAGUCGGUGUUUCUAGACAAGUCCUUGCCUCUCGAAAUUCGAUUUCUGGCGAUAAUACAGAUUAAAAACGGCAUAGAUAAGUGUUGGAGAUUGCAUGCGCAUUUAAAGAAUGGAAUACCUGCCGAAGAGAAGAGCUUGAUUCGAUCACGGUUGUUUCAGGGAUCGGUCGAGGAAGAGGAGAAACAUCUUGCUUUACACAACGCCUUGGUCAUUGCUAAAAUAAUCCGGAUCGACUAUCCUGAGGACUGGCCAGAUGCGUUGCCCAGUAUCAUCAAUCUCCUACGGUCCACUAGGAACGCCAAUCAAUAUCAUCUUUACGGCACGUUGCUGGUUCUGCUGCAAGUCAUCAAAGAGAUGGGGACUGCACGGCUCAGAAAGUCGCAAACAGCGCUGCAAUCAGUUACGCCCGAGAUUGUUUACGUUUUGUCGGAGAUAUACUCAGAUAAAUCAUCAAUAUGGAUCAACUACUUGAGCACUGGACAGGGAAAUAGCGAUGAAGCCAAUCUGGCCAUGAUGAACAGUCUCUCGGCAUUAAAGACCCUCCGUCGCCUCAUCAGUGUUGGCUACGCGCGGCCUCACGCCGACAGCUCAGUAAGCCAGUUCUGGACACUGUCUCAAAACCAGUUUGGCCAAUUCCUUGGCUUUGUCGACUCUGGCGUGCCAGAACCAUACCAAGACUUGGUGGGGAAGCAUCUCCUCCAAUUCUCCAAGUUCCACAUCGACCAAGCCGAGCAUUUUCCUGCUAGCUUCGCUUUUCUGCCCAAUUCGCUAUCCCUUGUCAAUGCGUACUGGGACCUCAUUUCGAAAUUUGCUGAAGUCUUUGCUUCGUCUGGUGGUAUCCGUCAGGGUUCUGGAGAUUCAGGAGCCAAGAGCAAGACAGAAGGCCCUCUCAUGGAAAAGCUUGCUUUGAAAGGGUUGCUUCUUCUUCGUGCUUGUGUUAGAAUCGCGUUUUCGCAAGUACAAACAUUCAAGUACCGGACGCAAGAGACAAAAGCUGAACUAGAAGAGGCAAAGAAUAUUGUGAGGACGGAGCUAUUCAAAGAUGAUUUAGUAAUACAAAUGGUCAACACUAUCAUCACCCACUUGUUUGUCUUCCGCAGAUCGGAUCUUGAGGCUUGGGAAGAAGAUCCCGAAGAUUGGGAGCAACAGGAGCAGCACGAAGGUAGUGCGUAUGAAUGGGAAGUUCGCCCAUGUGCCGAGAAGCUGUUCUUGGAUCUACUCACCAAUUUCAAGGAUCUCUUGGUGCCACCGCUGCUAUCAUAUUUCCACAAUGUACAGUCUCCUCAAACUGGUAUUCCUACAAAGGAGGCCGUUUAUACGGCCAUGGGCCUUUCAGCAGCGCACGUGGUUAACCAGCUUGACUUUGACGCAGUGCUAGCGUCUGCCAUUGUGAAUGAUGCUCAGCAACAAGGUGGUCUGUACAAGGUUCUACGGCGACGUAUUGCCAUCUUGAUCAGUCUAUGGGCACCAGUCAAAUUAGGGGAAUCUAGCCGGCCGAUCGUAUAUCAGAUUUUCCAACAUUUUCUAUCUCCAGCCGACGAUACGAAUGACAUUGUGGUGAGGAUUACAGCAGCAAGGCAGCUCAGAUGGGUGGCCGACGAGAUUGACUUCAACGUCGAGGCUUUUCUGCCCUACACUUCGGAUGUUCUCAGCAACCUCGUAGACCUUGUACAGAACGUGGAAAGCGACGAAACAAAGCUAGCUAUCCUUGAAUCCAUCCGAAUUCUGGUGACGCGAAUGGAAGAGCAAGUAAGCCAGUUUGGAGACCAGCUCAUGACUGCUCUGCCUGCUGUGUGGCAAAGCACAGGGACAGAAGAGUACAUGGUUAAGCAAGCUGUGAUUGCUAUUUUUUCAGCCUUGGUUAUGAGCAUGGGCCCCGAGUUCCAACGUUAUCAGAAUUACAUGCUUCCCUUACUAGCUGAAGCUGCAAGGCAAGGCUCAGACUUACAUUACAACCUCAUUGACGAGUCAUUGGAGCUCCUAAACUCCAUUCUCAUGCAAUGCAAGCCUCCGCUUUCGCAAGAGAUUAUCAAUUUGGCUGAGAUGCUACUCCCGCUCCUUGAGUAUCAGUCAGAAACAGUGUCACAAGCUUUGUCAGCUAUUGAAUCCUACGUGAUCAUCGCACCCUCGGCGAUGCUGGAGGACACACUGAGACGACCGAUGCUGACAGCGCUAAGCGGCACUCUGGAUUCCAAGAGCCGAGAACAUGUCCGCAUAGGCACAACUUGCAUUGAAUACCUAAUUCGGUCAGCGGCCGAACUUGGAGGCGCGCAGGGGAUUUCGGUUCUCGUUGGAGACAUGCUGGAAACAGGCUUCAUGAACAAGAUUCUAGUAAAUCUCCAUGACGCGUGGGAGGCUCGUCAAACCACAGGACCCAACAGAAAACAAAGCAAGCUCAAUACGAUCACGCAAGGUGACUACUUUGCGAUUCUAGCUAGAAUCAUACUUGCUGAACCGAAUAUGUUUGUGCAGAUGUUGAGCACGUUUGGAAAUAUCGAGGACGUAUGGAGCUGGCUCUCCGCCGAAUGGUUCUCCUACCAAUCGAGGAUGGAUAAUAUCGAUCGCCAGAAGCUCUACCUCCUGGCUCUAACCCGCCUGCUCGAGCUGAAUUCGCCAAUGCAGGAACUGGUGCUGGGUAAGCUGCAGGACUAUUUAGAUUUAUGGAUUAACGUUAUCAUGGAUCUGCAAGACGGCGUAGUAGACGGCACGGAUUGUCUGAUUUGGGAGGCCGAAGUUGAGGAAUUUGAGUAUGAUGCCCCCAGGUUGCUUGUAGAGCGGGAGAGCCAGCAUAAAGAUCCGAUACACUGCGUCAACGCGCUGCAAUUUGUAAAGGCUAGACUACAGGAUUUGGUUGCUCGCAUCGGUGGCCAGGAGGUUUUUCAUGCGAAUUGGGCGGUAAAUGUGGACAAGGAGGUUAUGGAUGCUUUCCAGAGGCUUAUGGAUGGCACAUCGCAGUGA